Messenger RNA from Alexandromys fortis (reed vole), 1387 nucleotides. RefSeq names its product caudal type homeobox 4 (gene Cdx4). The transcript has 3 exons. Gene Ontology annotation, cellular component: nucleus. NCBI's taxonomy places the organism in Eukaryota, Metazoa, Chordata, Mammalia, Rodentia, Cricetidae. Gene Ontology annotation, molecular function: DNA-binding transcription factor activity, RNA polymerase II-specific; RNA polymerase II transcription regulatory region sequence-specific DNA binding. The coding region runs from base 1 to 855 and encodes 284 amino acids. Gene Ontology annotation, biological process: cell differentiation; animal organ morphogenesis; anterior/posterior axis specification. The record is from RefSeq and is a predicted model, not a curated record.
AUGUAUGGAAGCUGCCUUUUGGAAAAAGAAGCGGGCAUGUACCCAGGCACUCUCAGAAGCCCUGGAGGAGGCAGCACAGCCGGGGUGGGUACCUCUGGGGGUAGUGGUAGUCCGCUGCCUGCCUCCAACUUCACUACGGCCCCAGCUUAUCCACACUACAUGGGGUACCCUCAUAUGCCUAACAUGGAUCCUCAUGGGCCGUCGCUGGGAGCCUGGAGCUCACCCUACAGUCCACCCAGGGAAGACUGGAGUACAUACCCUGGGCCGUCCAGUACGAUGGGCACAGUGCCCAUUAACGACAUGACCUCGAGCUCUCCGGCUUUCGGCUCACCAGACUACAGCAAUCUGGGCCCCACCAGUGGCGCAAGCAACGGCGGUAGCCUGCCAGCCCCGGCCAGCGAGUCACUGGCCUCCAUCGACUCGGGCACCGCUGGUGCCAGUUCUCCCAGCAGGAGCCGCCACAGCCCCUACGCGUGGAUGCGCAAGACUGUGCAGGUGACCGGGAAAACCAGAACAAAAGAAAAGUAUCGUGUGGUUUACACUGAUCAUCAAAGGCUGGAGCUGGAAAAGGAAUUUCACUGCAAUAGAUACAUCACCAUCCGGAGGAAGUCAGAGCUGGCAGUUAACCUGGGCCUUUCUGAGAGACAGGUGAAAAUCUGGUUUCAGAAUCGCAGAGCCAAGGAGAGGAAGAUGAUCAAGAAGAAAAUCUCCCAGUUUGAGAACAGUGGAAGUUCCGUGCAAAGUGACUCUGGCUCCAUCAGCCCUGGGGAGCUGCCUAACACGUUUUUCACCACUCCAUCCGCUGUCCGUGGAUUUCAGCCAAUUGAGAUACAACAAGUCAUAGUCUCCGAAUGAAACGAGAGCAGGAAACAGAAGCACCCUUCCCACUGCAGUGUCUCUCUGGCCUCUAAGAUAACAGCAGGGCAGUUGAGAUUGGAUGUAACUCUUUAGAAGGCAGAAUUCCAACUACGUGGACACACAAUGAGUUGCAGAGAUUUUAGAAGUCUCUAACGUUCAGAAACUAUUCCCAGAUAAUUCCUAUUCUACGCUGUUCUAUGUGGGCCUGGGCAGGAAGCUCAGUGAUAAGUUUUGCUACUUAAAGUCUAGACUCACGAGCCCUUGCAACUUUCUUCACAGUUUCAGAAACUUGCUUGUGAACAGAUUUUAAAACCCAGUCCUGCCCAGAGGCACAUGUACACAUGUGUUCUUGUGUUUGUUAUUUGAUCCUGAGCGUCUUUGUGGUCCUUUGUAGGGAAUAGGAGUAAAGUAAGCAGACAUUUCUCUCUAGAUACCUUUUCAAGCAGUAAUUCAAAACGCCCAGUCUUCCUAACAAGCUAACUUUGUAAGACAGCAUCAGGAGGUUAUUACAAAUCUAUUGCCACUGACU